CGCGUUGUAAUAUGUAUUCACACGCUUUGGUUGGUUAUCAGAACUCUUCGCUCCAGUUCUGGGAGAAGUCAUCGAAGACGAUGAGUGCUGUCGCCGACUCUUUCAAGGGAUACCAAUACUAUGAGUUCACGACUCUUAAGGAGUUGACCGAAACGAGCAAAAAGUUGGCCGAAGACACGUCCAGCUGUGAUGAUAUUCGGAAGAUCUUUGAUGACAACGACGAAGACGAAGACAAGGAUCGACUCAUUUUCUUUGAGGCCGACUAUAGAGAUGACGACUCGAGUAAAGCCGGGAAUAAAGAGAAUAAAAAGAGUAAACUGUUUGGCAAAAAGCCGUCGACUUUGGGUGCAAACAAAGCCAAGUCUGCGAACCCAAAGAGGGCUUCUUCUGAUUCCAAAGCAAACAAUUCAUUACUUGAUCUCAACUUUGAUUCCAAAGAGGAUAAGAGUCUGAAGCAGACAUCAAAUGCUACUGAAGCGCAACAAAACCAAGAUAUCCUUACGUUAAGUGAUGGCAAAACGGAUGACUUGAGUCUAUUGAAUGAAAUACUGAACGCACCGACCGCUCCAGUCAUCGCCGCUAGUGGUGGUGGUGUGGGUGCGACAGGUGGGGGCGCUUCCAAUGCCGGUGGAGUAGACCUGUUUAUGCCGAGUCAACUGAUUGACUUGAAUUCAUUCAAUUACUCGUCGAAUCCAAUGAAGGCAUCCAUGAAUCCAAUGACUACUCGUAAAGAGAAAUUGGAGGAAAUGAACAAAAAAGUCAAUUUGAAUGCUAAUAAAGACAAAGCAAAGAAGACGGAAGAGCUGUCUUCGUGGUUCAACCUGUUUGCAGAUCUCGAUCCACUCGCAAAUCCAGACGCCAUCGGCAAAAAGGCCGACCAAAUAGAGGACAGGAAUUGUUAAUCAAUUCAUUCAAACUCUAUAACUAUUAUCUAUAUUCCAAUGAUUAUUACCGUAU
Oppiella nova is the source of this 957-nucleotide messenger RNA. Lineage: Eukaryota; Metazoa; Arthropoda; Arachnida; Sarcoptiformes; Oppiidae. The record is from the annotation of a GenBank genome assembly.